AUGGAGAUAGACAGACAUGUGGACUUGGAGAUAGACAGACAUGUAGACUUGGAGGAGGACAGACAUGUGGACUUGGAGGACAGACAUGUCGACAUGGAGAUAGACAGACAUGUGGACUUGGAGAUAGACAGACAUGUAGACUUGGAGGAGGACAGACAUGUGGACUUGGAGGACAGACAUGUCGACAUGGAGAUAGACAGACAUGUGGACUUGGAGAUAGACAGACAUGUAGACUUGGAGGAGGACAGACAUGUGGACUUAGAGGACAGACAUGUCGACAUGGAGAUAGACAGACAUGUGGACUUGGAGAAAGACAGACAUGUGGACUUGGAGAUAGACAGACAUGUGGAUUUUGAGAUAGACAGACAUGUGGAUUUUGAGAUAGACAGACAUGUGGAUUUUGAGAUAGACAGACAUGUGGACUUGGAGAUAGACAGACAUGUGGACAAGUCGAAAUGGAGAUAG
Messenger RNA from Haliotis rufescens (red abalone), 465 nucleotides. Its product is annotated as involucrin-like. The transcript has a single exon. The record is from RefSeq and is a predicted model, not a curated record. The coding region runs from base 1 to 465 and encodes 154 amino acids. Lineage: Eukaryota; Metazoa; Mollusca; Gastropoda; Lepetellida; Haliotidae.